Molecule: messenger RNA, 2034 nt
Organism: Procambarus clarkii (red swamp crayfish)
Lineage: Eukaryota; Metazoa; Arthropoda; Malacostraca; Decapoda; Cambaridae
Source: RefSeq, a predicted model, not a curated record
AUGGGCCUAGCCACACCUCCAGGGAGCCAAUCAGGGCCCGGAGGACUAGAUAUAACAGCAUCAGCAGGGAACAAGCCACUCAAUGAACGAAUUGCUCAAGUUACGCCGUCAAACCACCCACGUCGUCAAACCGUCCACGCCGUCAAACCACCCACGCCGUCAAACCACCCACGCUGUCAAACCACCCACGUCGUCAAACCAUCCACACCGUCAAACCCCCACGCCGCCAAACCAUCCACGGCGUCAAACCAUCCACGCCGUCAAACCACCCACGCCGUCAAACCACCCACGUCGUCAAACCAUCCACGCCGUCAAACCACCCACGCCGUCAAACCAUCCACGCCGUCAAACCAUCCACGUCGUCAAACCAUCCACGCCGUCAAACCACCCACGCCGUCAAACCAUCCACGCCGUCAAACCAUCCACGUCGUCAAACCAUCCACGCCGUCAAACCACCCACGCCGUCAAACCAUCCACGCCGUCAAACCAUCCACGUCGUCAAACCAUCCACGCCGUCAAACCCCCCACGCCGUCAAACCAUCCACGCCGUCAAACCACCCACGUCGUCAAACCAUCCACGCCGUCAAACCACCCACGCCGUCAAACCAUCCACGCCGUCAAACCAUCCACGCCGUCAAACCACCCACGUCGUCAAACCAUCCACGCCGUCAAACCCCCCACGCCGUCAAACCACCCACGCCGUCAAACCACCCACGUCGUCAAACCAUCCACGCCGUCAAACCACCCACGCCGUCAAACCGUCCACGCCAUCAAACCGUCCAUGCCGUCAAACCAUUCACGACGCCAAACCACCCACGCCGUCAAACCAUCUACGCCGUCAAACAAUCCACGCCGUCAAACCAUCCACGCCGUCAAACCAUCCACGCCGUCAAACCAUUCACGCCGUCAAACCGUCCACGCCGUCAAACCAUCCACGCCGUCAAACCAUUCACGCCGUCAAACCGUCAAACCAUCAACGCCGUCAAACCAUCCACGCCGUCAAACCAUCCACGCCGUCAAACCAUCCACGCCGUCAAACCAUCCACGCCGUCAAACCGUCCACGCCGUCAAACCAUCCACGCCGUCAAACCAUCCACGCCGUCAAACCAUCCACGCCGUCAAACCAUGCACGCCGUCAAACCGUCCACGCCGUCAAACAAUCCACGCCGUCAAACCAUCCACGCCGUCAAACCUUCCACGCCGUCAAACCCCCCACGCCGUCAAACCAUCCACGCCGUCAAACCAUCCACGCCGUCAAACCCCCCACGCCGUCAAACCACCAAAGCCGCCAAACCAUCCACGCCGCCAAACCAUCCACGCCGUCAAACCAUCCACGCCGUCAAACCAUCCACACCGUCAAACCCCCACGCCGCCAAACCAUCCACGCCGUCAAACCAUCCACGCCGUCAAACCAUCCACACCGUCAAACCCCCACGCCGCCAAACCAUCCACGGCGUCAAACCAUCCACGCCGUCAAACCACCCACGCCGUCAAACCAUCCACGCCGUCAAACCACCCACGCCGUCAAACCACCCACGCCGUCAAACCAUCCACACCGUCAAACCUCCCACGCCGUCAAACCAUUCACGCCGUCAAACUCCCCACGCCGCCAAACCAUCCACCCCGUCAAACCAUCCACGCCGUCAAACCCCCCACGCCGCCAAACCAUCCACGCCGCCAAACCAUCCACGCCGCCAAGCCACCCACGCCGCCAAACCACCCACGCCGCCAAACCACCCACGCCGUCAAACCACCCACGCUGUCAACCCAUCCACGCCGCCAAACCACCCACGCUGUCAACCCAUCCACGCCGUCAAACCACCCACGCUGUCAACCCAUCCACGCCGUCAAACCACCCACGCCGCCAAACCAUCCACGCCGCCAAACCACCCACGCCGUCAAACCACCCACGCUGUCAAACCACCCACGCCGCCAAACCAUCCACGCCGUCAACCCAUCCACGCCGCCAAACCCCCCACGCUGUCAACCCAUCCACGCCGUCAAACCAUCCACGCCAAACCACCCACAACCUAA